AAUCUCUACGAAGUGUUUUCGACUUACAGAGUGAUCAGAGUGGAAUGAUUUAGGCUUGGAUUUUAGAUUAAGGCUUAUUCUCUAUUGAUUAAAAAAUAUUUAUUAUUAUUAGUUAAAUCCUAUAUUUAUCGCCAUUGAUUAACUCACACAGACAGAUGAGUAGCAAACACCACAAAAAGCAUGGUGGUCACAGUUCCCCUGGAAUAAGUUUUAAAAAGAAGAGACACAAUAGUGAUAGCUCUUCGGAUGAUGGAGAGCAAAGAAAGAAAGCACACAAAUCUCGUAAUGAGCGUACAGGGGACGAUGGUGAAAGACCUUCACGUAAUGAGCGUACAGGGGACGAUGGUGAAAGACCUUCACGUAAUGAGCGUACAGGGGACGAUGGUGAAAGACCUUCACGUAAUGAGCGUACAGGGGGCAAUGGUGAAAGACAUUCACGUAAUGAGCGUACAGGGGACGAUGGUGAAAAACAUUCACGUCAUCGGAGGAGACACAGAGACUCUGAGUAUGACCCACAUCUGCGGAUCAAAGAGGAAAGAGACGAGGAAAACUUUGAAGAUCAACAGAGAGACAGAUCACGUAACAAUGCUCAGAGACGAGAUCAGCGCAGAGAGAGGGAGCAGAAUGGUGGGGACUUUGGUCUCAACACAGUGCAGGUGAAAGGGGAGGGUGAGGAGGGGCAACCAGCGGAGAAGCAAAAGCCCAAUUUUCAGCUGUCAGGGAAGUUGACUGAGGACACCAAUACAUUCCGUGGAGUUGUUAUCAAAUAUAACGAGCCCCACGAAGCCAUGAAACCCAAGCGCAGGUGGCGACUCUAUCCCUUCAAGGGGGAGACUGCUCUACCUGUUCUACACAUUCACAGACAGAGCGCAUACCUGCUGGGGCGGGAUCGUAAAAUUGCAGACAUCCCAGUUGACCAUCCGUCUUGCUCCAAACAACAGGCUGUCUUACAGUUCCGAGCCAUGCCCUACACAAGGCCAGACGGCACCCCAGGCCGGAGGGUCAGACCCUACAUCAUCGACCUGGACUCAGCCAAUGGGACAUUCUUAAACAAUGAAAAAAUUGACGCUAGACGCUACUAUGAGCUGCGAGAAAAAGACGUCCUUAAAUUUGGAUUCAGCACACGCGAGUAUGUUGUGUUGCAUGACAGUGUUGACCUUUCUGAGGUCACAGAGGGUGAUGACAUGGAGGAAGUGUGAGCAGAAGAUUGAUGCAUCCAUUCACAGAGUAUUGUCCCCACUGUUCCACCAGUCUGGCUUUGGUUGGGGGGGGGGAGUCUAUUCUACAUGAUGUGCAAACCACUGGCUGUGGCCGAGGUGCAACAAGACGAGUUGGUUUUCUUAAUGUGACGUCAUUGAGUCCACCUCGCCCUGCUGGGGCAGCGACUGAAACUUGUUCUUCAAACACUGGCCACAGAUCUGACUAUAGGAGAUGGGAUAGCUGGUGCUGAUGUAUGAUAGUGUGUUGCUGUUUGAUAUUGUCUUGCUGAUGUAUGAUAGUGUGUUGCUGUUUGAUAUUGUCUUGCUGAUGUAUGAUAGUGUGUUGCUGUUUGAUAUUGUCUUGCUGAUGUAUGAUAGUGUGGUUACCCUGGUUUUGUAUGACUAUUGCUAUGAUUAUCACACAUUUCUCUCUAGUACUGUAGGAAUGUCAUGCAUUAGUUGGACAUAGUGUAUGUAUGUUCAUUGAUUGAUUCACGUACCUAAUAGCAGUUCUGAAAUAAAAUAAACCGGGAGUGAUCUCCCCUAAACU
Molecule: messenger RNA, 1749 nt
Organism: Physella acuta
Lineage: Eukaryota; Metazoa; Mollusca; Gastropoda; Physidae
Product: smad nuclear-interacting protein 1
Molecular function (GO): protein binding
Source: RefSeq, a predicted model, not a curated record